AUGGAAUAAUUAUCAAUUACUCAGAAUUAUGAUUGUCGAAUAAUGUAAAAUAAUCAAUGCAUAUUGUGUGAACAUGGAAAUCUUGAGUCUAUAACUGGAAUUUGCAUCUUAGAUUACCAUUUAGAAAACUAAUGUAUAGGUCAUUGCAAUAUAUGUUUAAAUUAAGAAUGUCAACAAUGUGAGUAUGGUUAUUACGAAACGUAUUGUCUUUAGGGAGAUGGGUCAAAUCUUCCAAUUGAGCGUUGCACUGAUUUCAACUAAUAAUAAUCAUAAAUUUGCAAAUAAUUUUAAGAAUGUAAUUAAAAUUGCAUUUGCUGUUUUUAUUGUAAAUUCUCUUGCGAUACAAAUUGUUAUGAUUGUUUUUAAAGAAUCUGCUAGACUUGCUAAGAUAGCUUUAUUUUGAAUUAACAUCAUUUAUGUGAUCCACUUUGUGGUGAUAAUUUUGUAGUUCCAUUUUCAAUAGAAUAGUGUGAUGAUGGUAAUUUCAAUUCUCUUGAUGGUUGUUAUAAAUGCAAAUAUGAAUGUCUAUCUAAUUGUCUUGAUUGUAAUUAAAUACUAUGUCUUAAAUGUAAAGAAGGCUUUGAAACCAAUAAGUCUUAUUAUAUUCCUAUAUGUGGAGAUGGUAUCAUUAUUUAAGAAUUUGAGGAUUGCGAAGAUUUAAAUGAUGAACCUUAUGAUGGUUGUUAUGAAUGCAAAUUUUAAUGUAGACAAAAUUGUAAAUUAUGUAGUAAAGGGGUUUGCUUAGAUGAAUGUCCUGAAGGAAUGAUUUAUGUUGGUGAUAUUUGUAUGCCGAAAAAAUGUAUUGAUAAUUGCCAAAUUUGUGAGAAAGGAAAUUGUUUUGAAUGCAAUAUAGGAUAUUCUUAUGAUGGGUUAAAAGAUUAAUGUAUUUAAGAUAAAUUAUCAGACUCUUCUUUAAAUGUAUCAAUGAUUGAAAUGGAUGAAAACUAAUACAUAUGUCGUCUUACAGAAUGUGUUUUUUCACCAGCCCCUAUUCUGUAAGUAAUCUUAAUUAACCAGACUUUUUCAAGAUAAUAUGUGGAGAUCUUCUUCGAUUAACAAGUUAAAUUGAAAUUUGAUGAAGAAGAAUUAAAAUUUCAAUUCAAUUUUACUAAUUUAAAGUAAGGAGAUUAUAUUAUUACAUUGCAUUAAAAAUAACCAAUAAAUUAUGAAAUAAAUUUUGCUUCUUACAUAGUUGAAAUUGAAAAUUUAGCCUCAAUAAAUGAAAAACCAUUCUUGCAAAUAUUUUGCUCUUCAGAUGUCAUUAAUUCUAAUAACUAAACCUUUUAAAAUAAAUUUGCCUCUAUCAAAUUAAAUUACCCUUAAAUCUUAUCUAAUGAAUAAAAAUAAACAUCUUAAUUUAUGCAAAAUGCUAAUAAAGCAUUCAUGUAUGGAGCUAUCUCAGUUAGUUUGGUUUCAUUAUUUGCAGGAGAUUCUUCAUUCUUUUUAGAAACACUUUAUGUAUUAUAAUAAUAAUCUUUCUUGAAAUUUAUUAAUGUUGAUUACCCUGAAAAUCUUUACAUUUAUUUUGAGGCUUCUGAUAUGUUAAGUGUUAGUUCAUAUUUUAGUUAAUUAAAUUUGGAUUACUAUUAUAAUUUCAUAUCACAGAAAACAGAACCUCUUUAAGUGAACGGAAAAUUUGAACUUUAUGAUGUAGAUCCUGAUUUGAUUAUAAGUUUACUUCCUUAGGUUUUUUAAUGUUCAGGUAUUGUACUACUUUUGAUUUUGAGCAGAUUCAUCUAUAGGUUAUUUCAUUUGAUUAUGUCCAAAAAAUAGAUCUAUGAUUACUUUAAUUCUAAAUCAUAAUUCUUAAUAAAAUCAUUUUUAACAAUAUUAAAUACUUUGAGAAUUUAGAUGAAGAAUUUGAUAAAUUUAAGAAGAAAUUUAAACUCUAACUAUAUAAAAAUUUUCUUCUCAUUAAAUGCUUGGGAUAUACUUUUUAAAUCGAUAUUAUAAAUUCGCUAUACUUAAUUUAAAUAAGCUAGGGAAUAUAUUCAACUGAUAGGUAGUUUUCUAUUGAUAUAUACAUAUGGUUCAUAUAUGAUUGAAUUUUUAAGGAAAAAGGGGAAGUCAGAGAAUAAAUAUGAUUUUGAAUCAAGAAUAUUUUUAUCCUUGGAUUUGUGUAGAAAAUUUAUAUACCAUUUUGUUUUGAUUUUUUUUUAAGAAUGCCCUAC
Molecule: messenger RNA, 2171 nt
Organism: Paramecium pentaurelia
Lineage: Eukaryota; Ciliophora; Oligohymenophorea; Peniculida; Parameciidae
Source: the annotation of a GenBank genome assembly